This is a messenger RNA of Gracilinanus agilis (Agile Gracile Mouse Opossum), 1583 nucleotides long. RefSeq names its product midkine (gene MDK). The coding region runs from base 913 to 1341 and encodes 142 amino acids. NCBI's taxonomy places the organism in Eukaryota, Metazoa, Chordata, Mammalia, Didelphimorphia, Didelphidae. Gene Ontology annotation, molecular function: growth factor activity. The transcript is spliced from 5 exons. The record is from RefSeq and is a predicted model, not a curated record.
AGAAGCGGUCAUUCCCUUUCCUAUUCCCCAGCCUGGAGUGUUGGACCACGUUGGCUUCUUCGGCCCUCUCGGGCUGUAGAUGGAGGAGUGCGGGGGAACUGGGUUCAAAUGGUGCUUCUGCCACUAAUGGCCCUCUUUGGGUCAGGUCGCUCGCCCGUCCCGAACCUGUGAAACUAGGGGUUGGAUGGAGUGGUCCCUGGGCUCCCUCCGGGUCUCAUCUGGCUCCGGUCUGUCCGGUGAUCCCGGCGGGAGAAACGCCUCGGAUCCCCCACCCCGACGCCUCGAUGGAGGGCGCCGGUCACUGCGGAUGGGAGCAGGGAGAGGCCCCGCUCCCGGGGCAGCAUGGGAGGGGGGCCGGAAGGGACAGUGGCCAGUCUCCAUGCAGCUCGAGCCUGCGCGGGGAGGCUGGGGGGAAUCAGACGCUGCUCCCCAAGAUGGGAUAAAGCCCGGAGCUUCCGCCUAUCCCACAAAUGGGGAAACUAAGGGCCCUGGAGCCCGGACAUCCACGGGGGGAGCCGCUUCGGUGGCCGCCCAGCCUUCCUCCUCUGAUGAAACCUCAGUUUCCCCGAGAGUCCUGGAGAGAGCGGCCCUUCGGCCGGGCUCCCCCGGCUCCCCCCAGCUCCCGAGAGCAGUCUGGGGGCAUCCUCCGGCCGGCCCCCGGAGGCGUGGAGGCGGGGGCUGGGCCCUCGGGGAGGGUCGGGGCGGCCGGGAGUCCCUCCCCUCGGUGGGGAGGGGGCGGAGGCCCAUGUGACCGGCUCAGACCGGUUCUGGAGACAAAAGGGGCUGGGGCGGGCGGGAGGAGCCCGAGUCUCGGGGACUGUGGGACGGGCAGGGGUUCGGGCAGCGGCGGGAUCGGAGCUCAGAGCAGGCAGAGAGCGAGCGAGCGCGCGAGGAGCCGGGCCCGGGGCCGAGAUGCAGCUCCGAAACUUCCUUGUGCUCACCCUCAUGGCCCUCCUGGCCCUCCCCUCCGAGGCCGCCAAGAACAAGAAAGACAAGGGGAAGAAGGGCAGCUCCGAGUGCGAGGACUGGAACUGGGGGCCCUGCACCCCCAGCAGCAAGGACUGCGGCAUCGGCUUCCGCGAGGGCAGCUGCGGGGGCGAGAGCCGGCGCCUCAAGUGUAAGGUCCCCUGCAACUGGAAGAAGGAGUUCGGAGCCGACUGCAAGUACAAGUUUGAGAGCUGGGGCGCCUGCGACGGCAGCACGGGCACCAAGACGCGCCAGGGCACCCUCAAGAAGGCCCUCUACAACGCCCAGUGCCAGGAGGCCAUCCGAGUGACCAAGCCCUGCACCCUCAAGGCCAAGGCCAAGAUCAGAGCCAAGAAAGGGAAGGGGAAGGACUAGAUCUCCGCCCGGACACCGUGCUGCCUGCCUGCCUGCCUGCCUGUGGAGGGGCGCCUUGGGGGGCCCCUGCCUCGGCACCCCUCUCCCUCCCCGGCUCCCCUACCCCCGUCCUCCACACCAGGUGCCUUGCUCUGACCGUUAGCUUUAUCAAUCAGGUCUCCCCCUCCCGCAGGGAUGGGAGCCCCGAUCUCUGCCUGGCCCCCGCCUCAUCCAAGCCAUCACCUUUAUUAAAAGAGAAAAAU